Molecule: messenger RNA, 11589 nt
Organism: Brassica rapa (field mustard)
Lineage: Eukaryota; Viridiplantae; Streptophyta; Magnoliopsida; Brassicales; Brassicaceae
Product: UPF0725 protein At1g23950
Source: RefSeq, a predicted model, not a curated record
UAUGUAACCACCAUUGCUGGAGGAAACUCAAAUGAUAUUGGACAUAGAGACGGACCUGCACACAACGCAACUUUCUCUAGUGACUUCGAGAUAACUUUUGUUCCUCAAAGAUGGUGUUUGCUUGUCUCUGACCAUGGAAACGAACUGAUCCUUCAGAUAAACCUAAAGGAGGAUGAUUGCCUCGAAAUCUCUCAUACUUGUAUGUUUGUUUUUGUAAAUUUUGAUAUACUCUGCUUUUAGAAACUUCAAAGACUCUUCUUUUGAUGUUUUCAGGUUUAGGGUCAUACUCUCUUUGGUCAUUGGAUUUGCUGCUCGCCCUUACAUCACUCAUCAUACAGGAAGAAGCGAAUCACCACUGGUUUCAUCAUGACAUGGAAGCUUCUCCUAAUCAAAUUGGGGAAACAAGUUCGGACCUUCUUCUCCUACGUUAGAAACUUAGUUGCUGGAUCGGUUGUAGGAUUUUCAAAGAUAGCUGAGGACAGCGCUGCAGCUCGUGGUUAUUCCUCUGCUGACUAGGCUUUUGUUUAAAAGCAGAUGAAGUAUGCGUCUUCAGUAAAAUUGUUAAUGUUCUUGGAACUAAAAAUAGCUUUGUGCUGAACCUUUGCUUAAGAAUCUUUAUGGAAGUGCUCAUCUUUUUCCUUAUAUCACGGAAUGAAAUUAAUGUGAUUUCUAGAAUUUAUAAUGUUUCCUUUUAUUUGUUGUAAAAAUAGAAAACUUACUAAGAAAGGUUAAAAGCCCAACUGAAGCCCAUAAUUGAAUCCCUCCGACGAUGGAUAUAUAACUAAAGGUCACUCACCAGUCGCCAGAAUCUUUAAAAAAAAAGAAGCAUGCACGAGGAGGAGGAGAAUAUGUUGACGUUGGAGAGUCCGUCGGAGGUUUAUUGCAGGGCGUAUAGGGAUUACUGGCGUAAAGUGAAUGAAUCCGAUGGCUUCGAUCUUGAGAAUAUUUCAACACCACCAUACUAUAUGUUCAAAGGACUGCUUCCCUUCGAUUGUGUAAGUUGUGGUUAUCCUUAUCCUGUAAUGGUCAACCUUUAUGCUAAAGUGGGGCUUCAUCGUUACAAUAUGUUGAAGGGUACAAACUUCCAGCUUGAUUCCCUAGUGAAAUUCAACAUGUUACCUAAUUGUGUGUCCUCUUUCUACAUAUCUCUGCUUGCACACGAUCCAGCUCUUGACCCAUUGGAAAAAACCUUCCAGGUGCGAGUUGAUGAGCAAAACGCCAAUUGUUUGGAUUUUACGUGCUCCAUUGCUAGACUUAAAGAUGAAGGUGACUUGUUUUGCACUAUUGUUCUUUCCUCUCUUUUUUUUUUGGUUUUUAUGAUCACGAAGAACCCCAUGAUACCACACUUUCAUGGUGCCGCAGUGGCGGAUGGUUUCUUCAAAGGUGAAUUGCCUGAUUGGCCGUCAGAUGAUUCUUUGAAUGAUGAGAAACGGUUUUACUUGCUGAAGGAAUCAGAGUGGCAAGCCAAUGAUUGGAUUUCUAUGUAUUUGGAACUUGUAAUUUGUGCACAUGAUAGGCGGAUUAAUAAGAGGGACGUUCUGUCCCAAUUGGAGAUUCUGGAAGUGGCAAUAGAAACUGGUAUCGAAGAAGUGGAGCCGCCAAACGAGAGACUCGAGGCCAAAAGUGCAAAUGUCUACAUUAAGUUUAAGGGCAUGGCAAAUGUUAGAUACUUUAGAAUGAUUUUUGAGAUUGGUGAGCAUGUCGAACGCAAAGCUGUAGUUAGAAGAGUCCUCGAUGAGGAUAGCGGCUACAUGACUCUUAUGGGUAAGUUUUGUGGUGGUCAAGGUACCAAAAAGCGACCUCGCUCAGACAGUUAGACUAGUGCAGUUCAUGGAGUAUUACCGUCCGCGUGAUGACAAGAUCCAUCGAAUGUGUGGAUCAGAUAAUCACAUGCGACAAAAUCAUAUCAUUUCCCAUUCUAGUUGUAAACUAAUUCUUACAUCUGAAGGCCCUUAAUAAGAGGAACCCAACCUAGGAAUAUACUACAACCAUAGAAAUUUUUGCACAUAUUGGGUUUUAACUUAAUUUUGGAAAAUAGGAGUUAUCAGAACAUUUGAUUUGUCAUAUAAUUUAAACUAGAUCAUGACCCGCGCUUCGGAAGCACGGAAUAUUUUAUUCAAAAUUCUACGAACAAUGUUACAAUUUUUUUUUAAUUUAUAAAAAAUUUGUCUAUUUAAUAAUUGGCAUUUAAAUCAACACUUUUAAAUCUAACUUAUACCCUCGAGCCGGUAAACCUGUUAAUCUGAUAUGUAAUCCAAUUUAGAUUGGUUAAAGGGUAAUGGGUUAAGAAGUUUGACUUGAAUCCAUUUUGAAUAUAUCAUAUAGUAUGGCUAUAUAUAUAAUUAAUUGGUUACAGAGUAAUAUACUGCAUGGUGAUUAUCUCAUAGACUUAUUGGAUGGUGGUUAUGAAAUCUCAAAAUUAAACAUUAUUGCACGUUGUUUAUGAAAUCGAUUGGGCAAGAUUUUUUAUUUUGAAUAUAAGGCAUAUGGGCCAACUGAUAAAUAAAUGAAUAUAAGGUAUUAAUUUAGCAAAAUAGAAUAAGGAAAUGAUUUACUAAUAUUAAUUGUUAACUAAUAGAAUCAGAAAAUAUAUCAUAUCUAAUAGUAAGUCCAACUUAAAAUCCACCUAGAAAAAGUCACAAUGUUUUUGUUUUAAUAAGAUAGAUGCAUUGUUUUAUGUUAUGCAUUUUAAUUUAUAUGUUUUGUAUGAUUAUUUUAAUGUUACAUUUGUGAGUUUAGAACUAAAAACUGAGUAUAACAACAUAGUUAGAAACUUUAGGGAAAACAUAUAAAUAUAAAACAUAAAAAAAAAUUACAUAAUUAAUAAUUAAUAAUUUUUACAUAAACUAAUAAUUUGUUUGUUUAUGGGAAAUUCAACUUAUAUAUAGAAUUACAAUUUAAUAUUAAUAAUUUUUAUAUUUUUAAAUACAAUCAAUACUACUAUAAUUUUAAGAUAAUUUAUUUCUUUUGUUUAAAAUCAUACAAUGAGUUUAUGAAUAUUAAGAAAAUCAAAAUUUUGAUUGUUGGAAUGAGCUUUUUUAAUGGGUCAUGAAUGUAAUGAAUUAAAUUAAUGGUUAAGUAUAUUUUGAAACAAAAAAAAUCAAAAGACUUAAUUGUCAUUAAUGAAAAUUUUAAUAACUUUGGUAAUUUAAGAAGAUUCUUUUUCAUGAAAAGCGUAAAAUCAUGUUUUAAUAGUAUUUAUAUAUAUUUCUUGUUUUCCGUUUCUAGAAUCUAUAAUGUUCACAAGCCCUACUAAAGCCCUUCUAAACAUUACUAAGAAAGGUUGACAAGCUCUGCUAAAGCCCAUAAGAGCAUCUCCAAAAAGAUUAUUUAUUUUAAAGUUUACAAAAUUCUGUAUUUGAAGUUUUAAAGUGUUAUUCUCCAAAAAGAAAAUUCAAACCUAACUUCAAAGUAAUUUAUAUUUUAUUUUAUAGUCCUUAUAUUUUUUUAUAAUUAAUAUAAAUCCAUAAAACUUUUAUAAAUAACUAGCACAUAUAUAAAAAUAUUACAGCAAUAUUAAUUAUUAAAAUCUUACUAAAAUAUAAAAUUAUAAAUAGAAUACAAAAUUAAAUAUUAAACUACAAGCAAAAUAUCACAUUAUUCCAUAAAAUUAUUUCUGUAAUGCUCCAGCUUCGGUUAUACAAAUUUGUUUGGACAAUACUUUGGAGAUUUUGUAGGCUUCAGAGCAAAUUUACAAGACUAUUAGUGUUGUUGUAAUAUUUAAACUUGUGUAAUAGUUAUGUCUUCAUAUACCUUAUACAAAUUUUUUUUAUUAAGUUUCUUUUGUAAUAUUCUUGUUGUCUAAUUCUAGUUUUAAAAUAAUAUAAAUUCUAUUUUAAAAUUUUAUUUAAUUGUAUAUGUAAAACUUGAAUUAAUAAAACAAAUCUGAAAUAUUUUUGAGAUAUAAAAAUUUUAAGGAUAAAAAUGUUAAAGAAAAUAUUUAAGAAUUUUAUUGUAAUGUGUAAUUAAAUAUAAGAACCAAAAUGCAACAAAAAAGAUGUUCUAGUUCCCUCCAACGGAUGUAUAUAACUAAAGUCACCAAUUGCCAGAAUCUUUUAAGAAAGAAGAAACCAUGCACGAAGAGGAGGAGAAUAUGUGGACCUUGGAAAUUCGGCCGGUGGAUUUAGACAGGGCGCAGAGGGAUUACUGGCAUCAAGUCCGUCAAUCUGAGGUAAGUCUUCCAUCCUCUUAUCUUAUUGUUUACAGAAUUUAAUUUAUACUAUGAAUUGUUCUUUUGUCACACAAAUUUUGUUUUUGCUUUUGAAGGUUAAGAAAUCAGAGUGGCAAGCCAAUGAUUGGAUUUCUAUGUAUUUGGAACUUGUAAUUUGUGCACAUGAUAGGAUGAUCCACAGGGUAACUUUUACAUAUCAAUUUACAUAUCAUGACUGACACUAAUGGUAAUAAUAACAACUAACAUCAACAAUGUUGUUGUUGUUGCUGCUACAGAGGGACGUUUAUCCCAAUUGGAGAUUCUGGAAGUGGCCAUAGAAACUGGUGUCGAAAAUGCAUGUGGAGCCACCAAAUGAGAGGCUCAGAGCCAAAUUACAUAUACAAGGAAUUACAAAAACCAACGUCCAUUUGGUUUCUCCGUGUACAUACAAACCACCAGAGAAACUUCAGAAAGAUAUUUUACACAAAAAGAUGAACACUGCAAUUCUAAGAGGGGGGGGGGGGGGGGGGGGGGGGGGGGGGGAGAUGUAGAAGAAAACACCUUUCUCAAGCUCGGAAAAAGAAAAACACACUGACAAAAAUUCUCAUGUUAAACUUCCUGUACACAACCCCAAUCUCAAUAUUUUCCAAGUUAUUUGUUGGUUUUGGUUACUCACACUGACACACUUCUUCAGAAUCAUUUAUUGGUUAUCAGAUGAUGCUCUCAAACGCUGCAGUGUAUGUGAGGAGGAUUCUUGUUGAUACUCAGGCUUCGAGCUGCUUGAUGCAGCAGCUAGUCCUCCUAAUAGCUUCAAUACGCAGAGACAUCAUCUAAGAAGUUGCUUAGCUUUGUUUGGUUUUCUUCCCACCGUGCAUGCAAAGAUCUUUGGUUGCACUGGGAAGUCAGUCAGGGUUUGUCAUUGAGCUUAAUAUGCUUUCAAACAUGUCCGCAGCUGAUCUUUUAUCUCCUAUACACAUCACCAUGUCAGUUGUCUUAGUUUUUUUUUUCCAGUCUCUAUUAUAAAACUUAGCUGAGAGAAGCAUUUUAUGCUAAACUCUUGAGCAUGUAAUAUACAUUAUGGAGUAACCGUGUUCAGCUGCUAUUCCAAGAUUUUUACAUGGGGAUAGCAAUCACUCAAAGACUCUUAGCCUCCACCACUGACGAUAAACACAGUAUUUUCAGGAUCUUCGCAAAGAGAUUUCAGAACAGAGAGGACUUCAGCAGUAGGGGUUUUGAUAAUAAAGCUCUCAGGAACGAGAGUGCCAUCAUAGUCCAAAAAUAUUUCCCUUCUCUCCGUAUUUCUGUACGUCGAGACAAGGUGAUCUAUAGAUAGGGACAGAACUCUGAAACUCAAGCCAAAACCAAUACCCCCAACAACGUUUAUUAUAAUGAUCAUGGCACACCCUCUCAAAAUCAUGCACAAAGCUCUUUGCCCAAUGAAGCAAUGACCCACGUCAUGAGUACUAACAUAGUGAUAGUGUUUCUCAUGCCUAAAUCGCUUUUCAGCCUCACUCAUCUUGAGGGCUAAGUUAACCGCCUCUGCAACAGCAUCUACAUCUCAUGGGUUCACCCUGAUCACACCACUCAAAGAAGCAUGCUUGAGCGUGGUGAAUCAUGUAGUAGUCUCAUAACGAUCAAUCAAGAUAAUUGGCUGAUAUCCAGAAGAACCAUAGCGCUAAUUGAUCCCUUUUUGCAGUUAGAUAUGUCUCCCUAUCUGAUUGUUCCACAUCCUUACCGAGGUCAAUGCUGGAUUCAUUACUUAAAUCAAGACAAGUUUUCCUCCCAUAUGCCAAUAUGUAUUAAACAGAUGUUAUGUGGAUAUAAGUUUAAGGUUUAUGCCAUUAAAGAUGUACAUGUAGUAAAUACCAAGAAUCAAAUUUUUCCUCUUAAACUGUUUUUGAAACUCUUUUCAUUUUUCAAAAAAGAUUCUACCCUACCCAUAUGGAUGCCAAGAGGAAGAAUCUUAAUAAAAAAUAUUCGACCAAAGUAAUCAAUCAUGAUGUGCAUGCGCUUAGAUUCAUAAUCAAGGCCAAGCAUCGUAAUCAAACGUGUGGAAACCAAUGAUAUUACAGUUCAAGAAUCGUCUCAUAAGGUAAUCUCGGACUGGCAAAGAGUGACAGUUUUUUAUGAGGGAGGGAUCUUGAUCCUGUUGAACUGCUUCCUCAUGGGAAGAAACAUUAGAUGAUAAUACUGAAUCUAGACAUAACCUUCCCCAGUUAAUGAUUUCCUUCAUCCUGUACUAAAAUAUCAUGGAUAUGGAACAUGGGAGCCAUAGAGUGGAAGAGCGACCACAAGUGAUGUUUACAAAAACCAUGAUAGACUUCUCUUGCAUCUCCCUUUGUAUAAACGUAGGAACACAAUUUAAAUCCUUCAUAAGCUGCCGGAAUAAAUAAAAAGACAAUCCAAGUCUCACAUUGGAUAUUAGACAUAAUAAAAUAUAAUAUAUAUAUUUGGUCCAGUCCCAUUUAGUAUCAGUUUUUUUUGGGAGUAACGACCCAAAAACAAAUCCGUGAAAGCUUAAGCCCAAAACGGACAAUAUCAUACUAACCAAGGGGUUGGACAUCUGAUUCUAGUUGAGCGUCUGGCCUCCAGCACAUGCAUCCAUUCUGGCUUUAGUAGAGCAUCUGGCCCAUGAGUGCAUCUGAUCCGUCACAACAGAUUGGUACCAUAGCCAGGUUCCUUGCUCCUUUGUUUGAGGUGAGGGGGUUGUCAAAAUAUAUAAAAAGUCAAUCCAAGUUCCACAUUAGAUAUUAGACAUAAUAAAAUCUAAUAUAUAUAUAUAUAUAUAUAUAUAUGGCCCAAUCCCUUUUAGUAUGAGGCCCUUCUAGGUGUAACGAUCCAAGAACAAAUUUGCGUGGGCGUAGACCCAAAGCGGACAAUACUAAGCGAGUGGUUAGAUAUCUGGUGAUGGACGUCUGGCCCUACUCGAGCGUCUGGCCUCCAGCACGCAUUCAGUCUGGCUCUAGUAGAGCAUAUGGCCCAUGAGUGCAUCUGGUCCGUCACAACAUAAGCUUUUGUGAAAUUUCUUCUUUGUGAUGGGAUGGAUAGAUCAUGAUAUGGAAACUUUUCGUGAGCUCGAAGAUAGGAGGAUCAAAGUCUAGAAGGUGGUCAUGAGGGAAGAAGGAUCACCUCAAUGAUCUUAGAUCUUAUGAUGAUACUGAUGAUGGUUGAUGAUGAAGGAUAUAAUGUUUCAGAGAAAAAAGGAGAGAGAACGUAAAUAUUCUUUUGAUCAUUUUUUCUGGCAAAACUGCCUUACAUAAAGUUUUUCACAAAGAUGAACCAGCUAAACUAAGACCCAAAAUUGCUAGACCAAAACAUAAAAUUAAUCAAAAUAGAUAUGAUGAACCCGAUUGUAUUUCAUGUUACAAUAUUCCUUUUUUCAGAACAGCGUUUGUCUCCAAAGAUGUUAAUCUUGGAAGCUUGUAAAGCAAGGAAUGUUGAAUCUCACGGUAAGAAUCUCCCUCCAAACCUUCUAUCUAUGUUUAUCUUCUUUCAAUUAUUCUUUCACAAUGCAUUUCAGUUGAUUCUCUGAUCCAUUAUUUUAUUUAUUUAUUUAGACAUGACUAAAGUGUGUGGUGAGAUUCAUUUGUCUCACUUUUCAUCAUGCUAAAUUCUCAUUCCGAAGCAUCAACUUUCAUGCCAAUCUUACGAAGCUCAUAAAUAGUCUGACAGAGUUUGGCCAUCAGGUUCAACUCUAGUUAAAUCUAGGUCUUUUGUUAUACAUGGUUUGCUCUGAGAUAUUUUCAUCUAAUUAAUCAAUAAACGUGUUGUAGGAAACCACAUAGCUUGAUGGGGUCACGAGACUUUUAAAACAAUAUUUCAGCACGACAAAAAUGGUAAAAUUUCUUGUGUUAUUUUCAAUUUUUGCAACUCACAAUUCCUCGUGUUAAAAUUUGGUUUUGGGUGGUAGAAUCUUUGACUGAAUUUUUAGUGUAUGUUUAUUUUUGAGAGUUUCUUAUCAUUGACUAAGAUAUUUCUUAUCAUAUUCUAACAAAUUUUACUAUGUCUACAGAUAUAUGUAUUACUUCUUACGUUUUACAUGUUAGACAAUGAAAAGAAAGAAAUCAGAAGACAUUUAACCGAUUUAGUGAGAUACUAAUAUACAUAAUCGUUUGAGCUAAAAAAAAAUAGAGUAUUUCAUGUUUAUGUGUGGAUUUGAUAAUUUUUUCCUCAUAAAAUCUCAUGAAAAAGAAGUGAUUGAUAUUCUUAGACUUAGAAGAGCUAGAUUUACCGUUCAUCUUCACAAGAGAAUCAUAAGGGAAAAUGAGAAUACACUAAGACAUGCACAACUAUAUAUGACAAAGAACACAUCAAAACAACAAAGAGAAAAUUAACCAUUCUUUGAAAAACAAGAAGAUCUAUUUGUUACACUUUUGUCGUGCUAUUUCUCUUGACUCUUUUCUACCACCAUUUGAUGUGUCGAGAGCAUCAAAAUGAAAAAGAUGCAUAAUUUCUAAAAAAAUUACAUAAUUUAUUGAAAGACUUGUUGUUUUGGAUGAAUGAAAGUUUGAAGUGGGUAUUUUUUUGCAAUUGAGCUAAAAAAAUAAAGGUUUGAACAAAUUGUGAACCAAUUUGUAGUCUACAUACUUUUGAUAUUAAAAUGUUAUUUUCUUAUAGGUUUCAAAUACAUACCAUGUUGACAGCUUGGUUUCAUGCAUGCAAAUUGAUGUUUUAGUCUAUGCGGUAUUAAUUUCAUACAUAUUUUUGCAUUUACAUUUGGAUUUCAGAUAUUUAAGUGAUAAUGCUUACUAACUUUGUUCUCUUCUAGAAAGAGAGGUACUCUAAGUUUGUUUCUUGUGCUUAUGAAAAACCGAUGUAUCUUGCUUGAUUUGGACAAUUAAUUACCACAUUUUCUUAACUUUUUCUUAAUUUUUCCUUAAUUUUUCAAAACGUUUUAUUGUAUUAAAACGAUCUCUUUGUGUCCUCCUCCGCAUAAUAAAGAUAUACUAGUUAAUAAGGUUAAAGGCAUGAAGUCAAUUCAUAGCUACUUUCUACAUGCAUGUAACUCUUUGUUUUUACAUAAUUAUAUGGCUUCAAUUUCAUCAUUCUUUUAGUGAAAUCUAUACAGUUACUACAAAUGAAAAUGUUUUUAGGAAGAAGCUCUUGGAAGUGUUCGUAAGAAGAAAGAGGCUCAACACUGUUAUGGAGAUACAAUUGAGAAAGGAUUACGUCAUAGAUUAUCAACCUUCAAGUGCCGAUGAACCUCAUAGUCUAAGAGGAAAACUACUGGUUUUUAGAGAAUCAACACACUGCAAGAAGCUUUGUCAAAACUUAAGAAUCAACUAAUGGGGCUAAUAUGUGUCAUUAUAUAGGAUUGCAUCUUUCAGGAAAGCGUAUCUAUUAUGGUCCCUAUUCGAAGUUCUACAAUUCUUUUGUCGGGCAUCGCGAUGUGAUAAUAGAGGCCUUUGAAGUUAUUGAUGGACGAUCAUGUAGCGGUUUGUAAAAUGAGCAAUGUUGAAUAUGUGGAUGAUGGAUGAUAUGUUUAUGUGUCCUUAACAACGGUGUACAUACAUGUGGGUGUACCUGCUGAUAAAAAGGAUUAUGUUAGGAAUUCAUUUGAGCCCACACAUCUGCUUAACAAUUUUAAGAUCCCAAUUUUUUAUGAUGGAAAGAUUGAUAAAAAUGAUGAAGAAAAAGUGGACACAGAUUCUUCCCAAGUAGAAGAAGAGAUGGACGAUGAUAAAAAAAAUAAAAAUAUGAAAGACAACAAAAAACCGGUGGAAGAAAAAAUGAAAGAGUUUACCGCAAAAACAAAGACUUUGUACGCAAGCCUCUCAUCAUGUUAAGGUAUUGUUUUUAAGACUAACCGGAAAAUAUUUGUAUACAGUUGUAAGUAAUAGUUAUCCUAGAGAAAUAAUUCAUCAACAAUUCAUGACUAGAAUGGUUUUAUCCGGAAAAGAGCUUUUGAGAUUGGAUCUCUUUUUGGUGAAUAAGAAUAAUGUCAAGCAACUGACAAAGGCGCUCAUUGAUUAUCUGGAAGUUAGCGAUGAAAUUUCAAAGAUAUCAUUAAAAGUAAGUAUUCUAUUGUUGAAAAGGAGCUCAUUGAUUACUCUUUGGAAACUACAAAGAGAAACUGACCAUAAUUUGAAACAUAAGAAGAUCUAUUUGUUACUCUUUUAUCUUGAUAUUUAUCUUUACUCUUUACUAACCUUCUGUUGAUGUGUAAGAGCCUCAAAAUGAAAGCGAUCGAGAAUUUCUAAAAUUGCGCAUAAUUUAUUGAAAGUCUUGUUGUUUUGGAUGAAUGCAAGUUUGAAGUGAGUAUUUUAUUACAGUUGAGUUAAACAAAAUAAAGGUUUUUUGAACAAUUGUGAACCAAUCUGUAGUCUACCUACUUUUGAAACUUUGUUCUCUUCUAGACAGGUACACUAAGUUUCAAGUUGCUUGCCAACACAUAUUUCUUGAUUUCGACAAAUCACCACGUUUUUCUUAUUUUUAUUAUAUUAAAACGAUUUCUUUAUGUUCUCCUCGGCAUAGUAAGGAUAUACUAGUUAAUAAGGUUAAAAGCAUGAAGUCAAUGUUUAGCCACUUUCUACAUGCAUGUAACUCUUUGUUUUUACAUAACAAUGUCAUCCUUCUUUUCGUGAAAUUUAUACUGUUACUCUAGAUGAGACCUUUUUUAGUCGGUACAUAAUAAAUACCAAAUCCUUAUUAUACUAGCUGUCAGAACAUAGUGAACUUGAUUUUUUUAGAGCUUUUGGUGAGAUUUCACUAGUCACAACAACUCAUGUAGCAGACGAGAUGUUUCCCUCAAUAGUUGAGAUUUUAGAGGUAUCUCUUAUAUAUAUUUUAUGUUUUUAUCGAUUAUAUAAUUAGAGACUAUCAACUUUAUGUUGUUAUUUUCUAUAAGAAAUACAUACAUAUCUAGAAGGGCAAAUGUGACGAAAAUAAGAGCUCCACACACCUGGAGUGCUUGUGAUACAUGUUUCAUCACUUUUUCAUCACUUGGUCCACAAGGUAUUCAUUCCUUCUAACUUAUGUGUUUAGUUGCUCAACUAAGGCUUUUUGUCUACCUUUUAUAACUUACGUUUUCUGUUUGACAUAUUUAUUAUGGUUCUUAUGCGAAGUUUUAUAAUUCUUUCAUCUCGUAUCACACUGUUUUAAUAGAAGUCCUUCAGAUAAUUGAUGAACAACUUGUGGCCGUUUGUAAAAUGAGAAAAGGUGAAGAUGUGGCUGAUGGGGGAUAUGUCUAUGUUUCCUUACCAAUUGUGUACAUGCAUGUAAGUGUACCCGAGAGGCUAAGCACUUCAAAUGACGAGAAUCUAGAGUACGUCUUUUUGCUAUGGAAAUGUAAUCUAUUUUAAAAUAGCUUAUAUUUCCAUAAAUGUCAGUUAAAUUUAACAAUCAUAUAUCCACAUGUUAUGAGAGAGGUUGAAAAUGAUAAAGAAACUUGCAAGAAUUUUGAAUCAACAUCUGUAACGAACUUGUAUGCUCAACGAGAA